AUGAAAGUGUACAUCGAGGGAAAACUAACUACUGCCCAACAAAUCCCUGAGUCCGAUGUUGUACUGGGAAAUAAUUGCGUCGCUUUCAUGUUCGAUGAGAUCCGAUAUGAACUUGACGGCGUGGAGAUUGAUCGUACCAGAAACGUUGGAAUAACCAGCACGCUACAAAACUACGUCUCGGCAUCAGUCGAUAAAAUGGCGACUCUGAAGAAUGCUGGCUGGGAUGUGGCGUUCAAUGGGAAGGGAGAUUUCAAUUUUUGCGUACCGCUCAACAUGCUAUUGGGAUUCUGUGAAGAUUACAAACGCGUGAUACAGUGGCGAAUGCCGCACGUGUUGUUAAACGAGGUAAACAAGCUAUCGAUUCUGCGUACUUUGGAAAGUGGACGAUACCUCAAUAUGGGUUUUCGUUCAUGGGAUCUCCAUGAGUUUCCGCUAUUGCAGCAGACGACUAAACAUUCGUGGGCUAUUAAAACAGCUACUCAGCUCGAGAAGCCGCGAUAUGUUAUCUUCGUUCUGCAAACAGGUCGGAAGAAUAUAAUGUCUGAGAAUGCGUGUAAAUUCAGUCAUUGUAAAUUGAGCAACAGCUAUUUCGGAAACGAUGAUCUUGCGCCAGGUCUCACUGUCUACAAAUUUCUAGAAUAUGGUCCGUUUGUGAUCAUCGAUUGUUCUCGACAAAACGAAUCGGUCAAGAGCGCGACCGUAGAGGUGAGAUUGGAAUUUGAGUGUAAGGAGAACGUGCCGACGAACACCACUGCAUACUGUCUCAUCAUACACGAUCGCGUGGUUCAGUAUAACCCGUUGCCCAAUGUCGUGCGCAAAAUCACCUAG
Molecule: messenger RNA, 828 nt
Organism: Vollenhovia emeryi
Lineage: Eukaryota; Metazoa; Arthropoda; Insecta; Hymenoptera; Formicidae
Exons: 3
Coding region: 1-828 (275 amino acids)
Source: RefSeq, a predicted model, not a curated record